Lepidothrix coronata (blue-crowned manakin) is the source of this 4239-nucleotide messenger RNA. RefSeq names its product malic enzyme 2 (gene ME2). Gene Ontology annotation, molecular function: malate dehydrogenase (decarboxylating) (NAD+) activity; malate dehydrogenase (decarboxylating) (NADP+) activity; NAD binding. Gene Ontology annotation, cellular component: mitochondrion. The transcript has 16 exons. Gene Ontology annotation, biological process: pyruvate metabolic process; malate metabolic process. The record is from RefSeq and is a predicted model, not a curated record. The coding region runs from base 146 to 1882 and encodes 578 amino acids. NCBI's taxonomy places the organism in Eukaryota, Metazoa, Chordata, Aves, Passeriformes, Pipridae.
CGCGGCGCCUCCGUGUUAGCUCCAUUCAGUGGCGGGUUCCGCGGCGGGCGCAGCUCGGGCUGUUCUCGAUAGGAACAGGUCGCCGGCCGGCAUCACUCAGCGGGCAGCAGCCGCAGGAGGACGAGGUGCAGCACAGGAGCAGGAGAUGUUCUCCCGACUGAGAGCAGCCGCCGCCCCGUGCGCGAUGGCGCGCCGCGGCAUCCACAUGAAGGAGAAGGGGAAGCCACUGAUGCUAAACCCACGGACAAACAAGGGAAUGGCCUUUACCUUACACGAGCGGCAAUUGCUUGGGCUGCAAGGACUUCUACCUCCUAAAAUAGAGACACAGGACAUCCAAGCCUUACGGUUCCACAAGAAUUUGGCAAAAAUGACAGACCCCUUGGAGAAGUAUAUCUAUAUAAUGGGCAUCCAGGAGAGAAAUGAAAAACUGUUCUAUAGGGUGUUACAGGACGAUAUUGAGCGGCUGAUGCCAAUUGUGUACACACCAACAGUAGGCCUUGCCUGCUCCCAGUAUGGACACAUCUUCAGGAGACCAAAAGGAUUAUUUAUUUCUAUCUCAGACAGAGGCCACAUAAGGUCAAUUGUGAACAACUGGCCGGAGAACGACGUUAAGGCUGUUGUCGUCACUGAUGGAGAAAGAAUAUUGGGUCUGGGAGACCUAGGAGUGUAUGGGAUGGGAAUUCCAGUGGGAAAACUCUGUUUGUAUACAGCCUGUGCAGGAAUACAUCCAGAUAAAUGCUUGCCUGUGUGCAUCGACGUUGGAACCGAUAACAUAACGCUCUUAAAAGAUCCGUUUUACAUGGGCCUGUACCAGAAGAGGGAUCGCUCGCAGGUCUACGAUGACCUGAUUGAUGAAUUUAUGGAAGCCAUUACAGACAGGUAUGGCCAGAACACGCUUAUCCAGUUUGAAGACUUUGGAAACCACAACGCUUUCCGUUUCUUAAGAAAAUACAGAGAGAAAUACUGUACCUUCAAUGACGAUAUCCAAGGGACAGCUUCAGUGGCCUUGGCAGGACUGCUGGCAGCACAGAAAGCCACUGGCAGACCACUUACAGAGCAGAAGGUGCUGUUCCUUGGGGCAGGAGAGGCUGCCCUGGGAAUUGCAAACCUCAUUGUUAUGGCUAUGGUGGAAGGUGGUGUUUCUGCCGAGGAAGCCUACGGGAGAAUAUGGAUGUUCGACAAACACGGUUUGCUGGUCCAGGGCCGAGAACAAAAGGUGGAUUCCAACCAAGAACCGUUUACACAUCGGGCUCCAGAGCAGAUACCAAAGACGUUUGUAGAGGCGGUGAAUGUACUUCGGCCUUCAGCCAUCAUCGGAGUGGCAGGGGCUGGGAGGCUCUUCUCCCACGACGUGAUCAAAGCCAUGGCUGCCAUCAACGAGCAACCCAUCAUAUUCGCGCUGAGCAACCCCACGGUGAAGGCUGAGUGCACGGCAGAGGAGGCAUACACGUUAACAGAGGGCCGUUGCUUGUUUGCCAGUGGCAGUCCCUUUGACCUGGUGACUCUGAAGGACGGGAGGACCUUCAAGCCCGGCCAAGGAAACAACGCUUACAUUUUCCCAGGCGUGGCUCUGGCUGUGAUCCUCAGCAGUGUCCGGCACAUUAGCGACAAGGUUUUCCUAGAGGCUGCUAAGGCACUGGCGGAACAGUUGAGUGAUGAAGAACUUGCACAAGGAAGACUUUACCCUCCACUGUCCAAUAUCAGGGAAGUUUCUAUUUCUAUCGCUGUCAAGGUGAUGGAGUUUUUGUACGCCAACAACAUGGCUUUCCACUACCCCGAGCCCGAGGACAAGGACCGCUACAUCCGCUCCAAGGUCUGGUCCUACGAGUACGAGUCCUUCAUGCCAGACGUGUACGACUGGCCCGAGUCCAAGGUCCACUGAGGCACCGCCGCGCUCCUCAGGCAGUAUCUUCUACUCUGCAGGGAUCCCUUUUUCAGACCAAUUUAAAUCAUAAUCUGUAAUUUAUUUUCGCUCGUUUCGUUGUCUUUUCCCCCUCCCCUCCCCCCCCUUUGCUCUGUGUUUUUCACUCCACCUUGAUUUCUCCCCACUCCCUCCCCUCUCCCCCCCCAGUUCACCUGUUAAACUGUAUGGAUGAUGGCAUCCUGCCACAGGGAUGAGAGAGCACUCCAAAAUGAAUUUGAACGAUGACAUUGCAUUUCUAGCUUAGAGCCAGCGCCACACUGAAGAAUUCUAUUAAUGAUGUUUUAGCUAAACGCGUUUGACGACGAGCUUAUAGCUCUCCCUCAUCGCUGCCUGACCUCCUGAAUGAUUUGUUUCUGCCUUUAAUAAUCAGUCUUCUGACUGCCCUGGCGUUGUCACGCGGUGACAUCAACAGAGAGCACUUGUCAAAAAAAAAAAAAAAAAGCCCCGGAUGCUUCAAGGUAAAUUUAACAGUCCGGUGGGCUUUGUCUGAUGUUUAAAGAUGCCCGUGUCCAGGCUUCUUGGCGGCAUUGUCUGCUCCGUUUCCUUGAGCAGCAGCGCCGUGUAUGCCUCUGGAAUCUGCAGCAGAGCUUUUGCUUUUUUUGUUUUCAUUGCCGUGUGCAAUCCGUUCUCGGGAAAAAUGUGAGCUGGUUGAAAUUAUCCUUGGAAAGCCUGAAAACAGUAUUAAUCACUUCAUAGCUUUUGAAAACAGAGCUGUGCUGUCACGUUACAAAUUUUAUCAGGUAAGCGCAGGAUCUGAAGUAAUAACCAGAAAUCUUUUAGAGGUUUUACAAUGAGAUUUUAUACACUGGACUGCGAGGUGAGGUACCAAAGGAUUUUUCUUUGUUUCUUAAAAUUUUUUUCUUCCGAAUUUUUCUCCCUUGCAUCCCCUUGUUCUCACAGAAAGACUCGUGUAUGAUGUCUUUAUGAAUUGCUGACUCGAAAACUCCUGAGUGGGCUCACUCACCACUUUGAACAAACACUCCACGGGCAGCUGACGAAGCUGAAACAGCAAGUGUUGACAGGCAGCUAUUAACACACCCAUUCAUGCAGGUUUGGCUGAAUGUUUCCUGUGGUCUCAGUCCGGUGUUUUCAGGUCAGUCUGAGCGCUGGACUCUAAAGACGCAAAGCCUGCGAGCUCUGCCUCGAUCACUCCACCUUCCCCCCUCCAUUUACAGGCUCAGUUCCUCAGAGCUCUUGUGUGAGAACAAAAAACUGCAGGCUGAAUUUUUUUUUUCCUUGAAAUGGACGGCGCUGCACAUUUGUUUACAGAUGCCGCAGUGUGCGCUGGUGUCAGGCUGUUUGUUUCGAGGGUGUGGGGCUCAAGUGCCCUCUGUUACUUUGUGUGGGCAGGCAAGGACACCCUGUGAUAGCCGCAGCUUCCCUGGAUCUGUUCUCUGCAGCAGGAACAGCGAUAUGUCAGGAACAGAAAUAAAGAUAACGUGCUGUCCCGCAGUUUGCUGCAUCAAGGCACAGAAAAGAGGACAAGAGUAAAUAAAUAGAUAUAUGUAGCGAGGCUGUGCUGGCAAACGUGAGGGCAGAAUCCAAAGGCAUAAAGUAAAGCUUGCCCAGGAUUUAACCAUGGCAAGCAACCUCUCUCACAUCUUCAUUUAUGCGGGAAAACGCAGUCUCCACAGAAUAGGCCAAAAAUAGAGGAGGGGAAAACAGUCUCAGCACCCCCUUUGGACGUGAUCCCUGGCGCUUACGGCCUAAUAUCCGGGUUUGAAAUUAUUAAAAUGCAAAGAACAGAAAGCUUUGGGAAGGCUUUACCUAAGUGGGGGCAGAAGACUGAUUAUAUAAAUACAGAAAACAGUGAUGUGGGGAAGAAACUGUGGUAUCCAACCUGUGGUAAAGGGCUGUGUGGUGGGGCUCGAAGUGCUCCGUUGCCAAGUCAGGCAAUGCACGGGGUUUGGAACUUGCACAUGUAAUAUAAAGACCAACACACACAUAAUGUGAUGUUUUUACAGAGAAUGCUUUUUUCAUCUAUUUUUGCUAUGCCUGGUUUUUAUUGUAUUUAAAUUUUUUGUGAUCUUCCUGGAGAUUAUUUAUUUAGUGUAUGAAUUGUUUUUUUGCCUUCCGAAAAAUCCAGCUGUAUCUGAGGCCUGUUGUAGUGUGUCAGUGGAGUUCUGCAUCACUGGAUUCCAGUAUACUGGGAACACACACUCCGUCCCUUCUGCCAGGAGUCUAAUUAGGCAGAUGAGUAACAAAAAUACCCAAAGCACUGAUCUCAUGUCUGGGCUGAGAACGAUCACAGAGGCAGAGCAAUCGGUCCCUGAAUACAACUCUGUCUCAGAAAAUAAAGAUCUGCGUCCUCUUCA